Messenger RNA from Neopsephotus bourkii (Bourke's parrot), 2143 nucleotides. RefSeq lists its product as uncharacterized. NCBI's taxonomy places the organism in Eukaryota, Metazoa, Chordata, Aves, Psittaciformes, Psittacidae. The coding region runs from base 1 to 1266 and encodes 421 amino acids. The transcript is spliced from 6 exons. The record is from RefSeq and is a predicted model, not a curated record.
AUGCCCCGGGACGCCCCGGUUAAGCGGCGUCGGCGCACUGCGCUCCCGGGAGACAGCGUUUCAGCGGCCCUUGGGGACUUGCUGACUCUUCCCGUUGUAGGCAGGGGCGGCAGCGAUGAGGGCGGCCGGUCUCUCACUGGGGAGGGACGGAGACAGCGCGCCCGCCACCGCUGGGCCUCGCAACGCGCACCAUGCUGUGGGACUCUGAAUAGUGCGGCACCUUGUUUAUCUCGCGAGCUGCCACUCACGGCUCGGCCCCGCCCCCGUGCUGGAUGUUGCCCUCUGAUUGGUCAAUCUCGCUCCGCCCCCGUGGCGCGGAAGCGGCGGUUGGGCCGCGUCCAGGGCCGGCAGCUCUCGAGCUACGGCCCGCCCAAAGCAAACGGCUCCUCAUCGGAGCGGGGGCCUCUGCCCGGCCCGGUCCCGUGCGUGCCGGUCCGGCGGUGCUGCACUGCAGGCCCACGGCCGUUUGGGGCAAACGGGAAGGAGGAGUGGAAAGCGGGAGUAACCUUUAUGCGGUUGCCGUUCCAUGUUGGAAACAAGGAUCCUCGCAAGGCGGAUGGAUUGAAACAGAAUGAAAUCAGAGAAGCAAAGUGUAAAACCAGAAGCUGUCCAUAUACAGAGACCAUCUCGGUUCAUCACCUGCUCAGCCAGCAUUGGUUACCUAAAUGGGAAGUUCUCCCGCUGCCUGACACACUGGAUGGGAGGGAUUGGCGAGCUGGUGAGAAGCUGUCAGUGCUGAUAAAGCAAAGGGAGGGGUCAGCUGCAGUACGAGGAAACUGUCUUUAUCUCAACCCAUGCAUUUUUUCUUGCUUUUGCCCUUUGGAGUCUCUCCCACAUCCCACUUUGGGGGCAGUAAGUGAGCAUCUAGGUGGGUGUUUAGCUGUUGGCCAGGGUCAACCCACCACCUGCAGGAAAGCUCUAGGCUCCCUCCUCCUGCCUCCCAGCUACCAGGUGGGUGAGAAACAAGGAGAUAUGGUUGCUUUUGAGUUAGACUUCCUGCAUAUGAAAGAUCUACUACCUGAGCAUCCACAGAUAAGAAUAAUAUGGUUGUGUAUGUAUGAUUUGAUUUUCUGCCUCACAUUAAGUGCAUUAUUUCUUAACAUUUCCAAAUUCGUAGACUGUAUCGGACUUAAAUUCAGAUACAAAAAACUACUGAACUGGGUUGGGCACAGUGCAGGUAACAUGAUACCUGUUCUAAAGUCUGAUAAAAUUGCAUGCUUUCUUUUGUGUGUAAUCUCUUUUUCCUUUAUAUCACUUAAAUAUUGAUACCACAUGUCAUCAUUAUCCCUUCCAGAACACAUUCAAGGGAGUUCUGGGGGAAGGCAGACGUCAAAUUGACCUUGAUUUGACUAUGAUGGAAUGAAGACAAAGAUAUGAACUGAACUGAGUGACAUUACAAAUGAACUUAUUUUUGUCUGUCAAUAAUUCAGAUUUCAUUAAGACUAAGUCGGGUCACUGAAAUGUUAGGAAAAGCCAUCUAGUGUCAAAAAGAGGUUUAAGAAGAUCUUAAUGCCUGAAAGCUAUCUAACUGGUAUACCAGUUCUGGGUACAGUGAAAAUCAAGGACUAAAUCUGCUCAGUUACUGAUGUAGCAGUAGUGCAGAGACUAUAGCUUGUAUUGGUCAGGCAGCAGGGCACAUAAUGUACUUUCACAGAGGAAGGAGCUAAUGAAGAAAUUCUGCACGUCUAUAUGAGAAACAAUAUUGAAAAUAAGGAUAAAAGAUGGAGGAAAACCACAGAAUUUGCGAAAUUUUAUUUCCCAGAUCAAACCGUUCAUAUAAGAAGCAGAGCUGUGGCCACUGCAGAGCUUUCAGAAGGCCAAAUCCCAUAUUUCCUAUGUACAGAAGUUAUAUGGACUUAAUUCAAGCAAUAUUAACUGAAUUAGCUCACAUUUUUUGGUGUGGUCUCUCUUAUAUUGACUUAAAACUAUUUUUAGCUGUCAGGUUUAUGACAAUAGAUUUAGACCAUAAACAUGAAUUAAGCUUGCAAACAGUUGCUUCAUUCAAAGUCGUUACUACUCCCCAGCCAGCUGCUCACCAAUGACCUUUUGCAAAAAGCCACUUCCACCUACAGUUCUGCCAGCCUGUGCUCAAACGGGUCCCUCGGUGCCAGUGAGGCUGGUGAGUGACUUCAGUGAAGUGUCC